UGCGAGCAUCUUCACGUAGGGGACUCGUGUUGUUAUUCAUCGGUGAAUAUCGCUCUCUCUGACAAGGAUUAAAAGGAUUUUAAUGCAAAUAACUCGUUAUCUUCGGUGAAUGCGCCUAACCUGGACGUGGGAAAAAGCGGAACGGAGAACGGUCAACUUGAUCUAUUUGUCCGGGUUGCUGCAUUCUCCACCGCAGCGAACAACAUCCAAAACCGACUCUUGCAAUGGAAAUAGGAAUCCAGAACUAACAUACAUCCUGUGACCAACUCUUUUCUUCCAGUUUUUCUGGAAACAUUAGGAUGGCGAACUUGAAAAUUGCUUGGAAAAUACUUCAUUUAGAAUAGGCCUACAACUUAUACACAACAAAUUUCUUUGUUUUUUUAAAAUGGCUUCUUAGCCUCUGGGAAUAACGGUGUGUGCAUUCAUUAGUUCAAGAAAGUUUAAAGGAGUGCAUUAACGUCAGUGCAAAUUUGCAGGCUUCGUUGUCCGAUGAUGCUCUAACGUUAGUUGCCGGAGAUGACUCUAGCAAUAUGCUCAGAUUUCAGAGUUAUGUUUCUAUAGCCUAUAAAUAAGCCUAUUUGGAUGUUGAGUGUAUGCAUUAUUACGCGUUAUUACUAGGCUAUCCCAUGCAUACGCCAGUGCUUUGUUUACAAAUGAUGUAUUACCAAUAAGUGACGUAUAGUUGAGUCACUCCAGCUGUUUAAGUGUGAAUAAGGGAGUCUUCACCAGAAAAGUAGACCUUUACCUGUUUCUAAAGUAGAAUGGGUGGGGACUGCCGAGGAAUGCGUCGACGCACAUGGACUAAAUAUUCAAAUACGAGACCCCAGGACAUACAAAUAUAUUUUGGGGCAUUUCUUAUGCUGUACUUGGUGUUUUACACCGAAGCAUCAGUCUCCAAGUCCUGUGAUAAAAAUUGCUUCUCUGGGAAAUGCACCAAUGGGACUUGCGUCUGUGACCAAGGAUGGGUAGGAGACCUGUGUCAACACUGUCAGGGAAGAUUCAAGUUAACAGAGUCAUCGGGUUCCCUCACCGAUGGACCAAUCAACUACAAGUACAAGACCAAGUGCACCUGGCUGAUCGAGGGCUACCCAAACGCUGUGCUCAGGUUGCGCUUCAACCAUUUUGCCACGGAAUGUAGCUGGGACCACACGUACGUCUAUGACGGAGACUCCAUCUAUGCACCUCUGGUCGCAGUAUUCAGCGGUCUCGUUGUCCCGGAAACGAGAGGGAACGAGACUGUUCCGGAAGUGGUAGCCACCUCUGGAUACGCACUGUUGCACUUUUUCAGUGACGCUGCCUACAACCUGACUGGAUUCCACAUCUCCUACUCGGUCAACUCGUGCCCCAAUAACUGCUCAGGCCAUGGGAAAUGCAGCACAGGGAACUCCAUCGCCAGCCGGGUGUACUGUGAGUGUGAUAAGUACUGGAAGGGCGAGGCCUGUGACAUCCCCUACUGCAGGAACAACUGUGGCAGCCCCGACCAUGGCUACUGUGACCUCACUGGGGAGAAAAGCUGUGUCUGUAACGACAGCUGGCAAGGCCCAGACUGUGCUCUGUCAGUACCAUCCACAGAGUCUUAUUGGGUGAUGCCUAAUGUCAAGCCCUUCGGACAGUCUCUGGGCAGGGCCUCCCAUAAGACUGUGGUCCACGGGAAACUCAUGUGGGUCGUUGGAGGAUACACCUUCAACUACAGCUCCUUCCACAUGGUGCUCAAUUAUAAUAUGGAGAGCAGCACUUGGGAUGUGGUGCCAAUCAAUAGUGGUCCUCUGCAGAGAUAUGGCCAUUCUCUGGCUCUCUACCAGGACGACAUCUACAUGUAUGGGGGGAAGCUGGAGGCCGGUUCAGGCAACGUGACAGAUGAGCUGUGGGUCUUUAACAUCCCUAGUCGAACUUGGUCCCUGAGGACCCCGAGCAGCCUGGUCCAGGGACAGCCCUACGCCGUGGAGGGACACUCCGCCCACCUGACUGAGCUGACCAAUGGGGACCUGGUGAUGGUGGUCAUCUUCGGCUACUCACCCGUCUACAGCUACAUCAGCAAAGUGCAGGAGUACAACAUCAGGACAAACUCCUGGCAGGUCCCUGAGACCAACGGGGCCAUCGUCCAGGGUGGCUAUGGCCACAGCAGUGUGUAUGACAGCUCCGGCAGGUGUGUGUACAUCCACGGGGGCUACAAGGCCCUGCCUGCCAACAAGUAUGGCCUGGUGGACGAGCUGUAUCGCUAUGAGGUGCAGACCCGGACCUGGAUGAUCCUGAGAGAGAGUGGUCUGGCACGGUACCUCCACACUGCAGUGCUGAGCAAUGGGGCUCUGCUGGUGUUUGGAGGAAACACCCACAACGACACGUCCCUUAGUAAUGGAGCCAAGUGCUUCUCGGAUGACUUCCUGGCCUACGACAUAGCUUGUGAUGAAUGGAAAGUCCUGCCCAGGCCAGAUCUCCACCGUGAUGUCAACCGCUUUGGCCACACCUCUGUUGUCAGCAAUGGGUCCAUGUAUGUGUUUGGAGGCUUCUCUGGUGUGCUGCUGAAUGACGUGCUGGUCUACACCCCUCCCAGCUGCCAGGCCUUCGAUGAGGAGCAGCGCUGUGCCAACGCUGGCCCUGGUAUCCGCUGUGUCUGGUUUAGGGACCACUGUGUCCCCUGGGACACCGGCCAUGCCAACGGCAGCGUGCCCGCUCCCUUCUGCCCAACACGCACCAAUAGUGAAGACGAGAGGUGCUUCAGGUUCUCUGACUGUGUUAGCUGCACUGCCAACACCAAUGGCUGCCAGUGGUGUGAAGACAAGAAGUGCAUCUCUGCUUCCAGCAACUGCACUGUGCUGACCCUGGAGCUUGCGCAGCAGCAUAGAGGUCCUCUGUCCCUGGCCCCUCCCCCGUCCAUGCUGUCUGAACAACAGCUCUCUGUGUGGAAGCAAGGGGCAAAGAGGAUGGGACACUCUGUAAAGAACUUCGUCAAAUGCCAUGUGAGAAAUGAACAUAUCUGCAGUAAGCUGGUCAACUGUAAGAGCUGCUCCCUCAACCUCCACUGUCAAUGGGAGCUUCAGCAACAGGAGUGCCAUGCCAUCCCUGCUCAGCUCUGUGGGGAAGGCUGGCAUCAUGUUGGGGAGGCUUGCCUCAGGAUCAACUCCAGCAGGGAGAGCUAUGACAAUGCCCAGCACUACUGUAAGAACCUGGACGGGAACAUAGCCUCCCUCACCACCGCCAAGCAGGUGGACUUUGUACUGGACGAGCUGCAGAAGUACCAGCUACAAGAGAAGAAGUUAGCUCCGUGGGUGGGCCUAAGGAAGAUCAACAUCUCGUACUGGGGCUGGGAGGACAUGUCUCCCUUCACCAACUCCUCUCUGCAGUGGCUGCCCGGGGAGCCCAGCGACUCAGGCUUCUGUGCUUACCUGGAGAGGGUAGAGGUGGCAGGGCUCAAGGCCAACCCCUGCACCGCCACAACUGAUGGACUCAUCUGUGAAAAACCAGUCGUGAGCCCCAAUCAGAGUGCCCGCCCGUGUAAGGCGCCCUGCUCCCUGCGCACCACCUGUGCCAACUGCACCAGCCAGGCCAUGGAGUGUAUGUGGUGCAGCAGCACCCAGCGAUGUGUGGACUCCAACGCCUACGUCAUCUCCUUCCCCUACGGACAGUGUCUGGAGUGGCAGACUGGAGUCUGCGUCUCUCAGAACUGUUCGGGCCUGAGGACGUGUGGCCAGUGUUUGGAUCAGGCAGAAUGUGGCUGGUGUGGAGACCCCACUAACACAGGGAAAGGCCAGUGUAUGGAGGGUUCAUACCGCGGGCCCAUGAAGAGCCCCUCCAGACAGACCAGAGAAAGGGAGAGUUACCGAGACAUGGUACUGGAGCCUGGUCUUUGCCCCAGAGAUAAAGGGUUCGACUGGGCCUACAUCCACUGCCCUGCCUGCCAGUGUAAUGGCCACAGUACCUGUGUCAAUGGUAGUGCUUGUGAGCAGUGCAGGAACUUGACCACUGGACUGCAGUGCCAGACCUGCAUGCCUGGUUACCAUGGAGACCCCACUAACGGUGGGAAGUGCCAGGCUUGCAAGUGCAACGGACAUGCCAAUCUAUGUCAGGUGUCGACAGGGAAAUGUUACUGUCAAACCAAGGGGAUCAAGGGAGACCAGUGCCAGCUUUGCGACUCCGAGAACCGUUACCUUGGCAACCCCCUCAGAGGAACGUGCUACUACAACCUGCUGAUUGACUAUCAGUUCACCUUCAGCCUUCUCCAGGAGGAUGACCACCACUACACCGCCAUCAACUUCAUGGCCACCCCUGAACAGAGCAACAAGAACUUGGACAUGUCGAUCAAUGCAUCCAACAACUUCAAUCUCAACAUCACCUGGUCUAUUGGAUCAACAGCUGGCACCAUCUCUGGCGAAGAGGUACCCAUUGUGUCCAAGACCAAUAUCCAGGAACACAGAGACAGCUUCUCCUGUGAGAAGUUCAACUUCCGGGUCAACUCCAACAUCACCUUCUAUGUCUAUGUCAGCAACUUCUCCUGGCCAAUCAAGAUCCAGGUGAGGUUUUGUCAGUAG
Messenger RNA from Salvelinus namaycush (lake trout), 4526 nucleotides. RefSeq names its product attractin-like protein 1. Gene Ontology annotation, cellular component: Golgi apparatus. Gene Ontology annotation, molecular function: protein binding. The coding region runs from base 762 to 4526 and encodes 1254 amino acids. The record is from RefSeq and is a predicted model, not a curated record. The transcript is spliced from 25 exons. NCBI's taxonomy places the organism in Eukaryota, Metazoa, Chordata, Actinopteri, Salmoniformes, Salmonidae.